AUGGAGGUGCCGCAGCAAGAGCUGCCAGACCCAUACGAGUGGUUUGCGGAACAAGUGGCUGGUCAUCAUCCAUCAGUAAUUAAGAACGGUAAAAGGGAGAUUGGUCUUGCCGUAUUGACACCACGUUUUUAUGGUAUUACUUCUCUUGCAAUUGACAGAGAAGAUCACGACUUUUUGAUUUUGGAGGAUGUGACAGCUGUUUAUAGACUGCCUGCAAUAUUGGAUGUGAAAAUGGGAAGAGUAACAUUCGAUCCUCUGGCGAAUGCAUUAAAACAAGAAAGGGAAACAACGAAAUACCCCCCACAACGUAUUUUAGGUUUCAGGCUUCUUGGAUAUCGGAUGCACUGCCACGAUGGUACAGUGAUUGUGAAGGAUAAAGAAUGGGGUAAAACCCAUACCGAGAAUACUAUACUCAAUGGCCUUCGUGAAUUUUUCUCGGGUCGUGGAGCUGAUUCGUAUUUAUUAUCGGAAGUGUUGUCGAAGUUAGACCGGGUGCGACAGUGGUUCUCUACUCAGAGAUCGUUCCACUUCUACUCAUCAUCCCUUCUAUUUGUUUACGAAAAUGAUCUUUCUCGACCAUCAAACCUUCAGUUAGUAAUGAUUGAUUUCUCUCACGUAUUUCCUGCAAAUGAUGAGCUCGACACUAAUUAUAUUCAUGGUCUCGACGUAUUUUACUCUAAGAUGCAGGCUAUCCAUAAUGAAUUCGCUUCAAAACAGGAACCUCAGUACUCAUAA
Angiostrongylus costaricensis is the source of this 735-nucleotide messenger RNA. Lineage: Eukaryota; Metazoa; Nematoda; Chromadorea; Rhabditida; Metastrongylidae. The record is from the annotation of a GenBank genome assembly.